Molecule: messenger RNA, 714 nt
Organism: Prunus armeniaca (apricot)
Lineage: Eukaryota; Viridiplantae; Streptophyta; Magnoliopsida; Rosales; Rosaceae
Source: the annotation of a GenBank genome assembly
AUGUCUGCUAAGUUUGAUCCUAAUAAAUUCCGUGAAUUACUAGUGAUGACAAUUAUCAAGCAUGAGCUGCCCUUUCAAUUUGUUGAGUUUGCUAGAAUUAGGGAUGUGUUUAAUUACAUUUGUGCUGAUAUCAAAUUGAUAUCUCAAAAUAUUGCAAAGGUUGAUGUGUUGAGUUUGUACAAUAGAGAAAAUGGUAAGCUUAAGGAACUUUUGGGUUCAAUCACUGGAAGAGUUUGUUUGACAUCUGAUUUGUUGUAUGGUACAAACUCCCAAGAAAUGGCCAAAGUUCAUGACAUGUUGUGUUCUCUCUUUGAUUUAUACAUGCAAAUACAUUCUAAGUCCGAAUCAAUUGAUGGUACAUUAAGUACCUCAAGUGGUGUUCGUUCUCAUGUUGAUGACAUAGUUUCAAAGGAAUGCAUGAAUGUUAUGAAGGAAUUUGAUACAUUUGAAAGUGAGGAGUCUAUCACUUCUUCUCAAAAGUCACAGUUGCAAUUGUAUUUGGAUGAGCCUAAAGUAGACAGGAUGAAUUUGAAUGUUCUUGAUUUUGGAAGGCCAACCAAUUUCGAUAUCAUGAACUAUCUAUUUUGGCUCGUGAUGUACUAUCUAUUCCAAUAUCUACAGUCACAUCUGUGGCAUCAUUUAGUGUUGGUGCUAGAGUGCUUGAUCAAUAUCAUAGUGCUCUCAAACUUGAAAAUGUUGAGGCUGAAUAUUUGA